AUGCCAUGGUCCAUUGCCCUCCCACAGGCGAUCUUCGAAUCGCCCCUGCUCUCAACUCUAACCCCGGUCGCAACUGGCUCCGCGGUGGGCUAUCUGGUGAACCGCCACGGAACAAAGCCCAAAUAUGCCAAACUGGAACAACCCCCCUUCUCACCCCCAGCCUGGCUCUUUCCGCCCGUCUGGACUCUGUUGUACGGAAUCACAGGAUACGCCGCACACCACGCAACACAAACAACGCUAGACCCCGCAAGAUCGACAGGCCAAACGCUCUACACGGCACAGUUAGUCCUGAACCACCUAUGGAUGCCUCUAUUCUUUGGUCUACGGAAGCCCGCCCUCGCGGCAGCCGACAUCCUGCUUCUGGGCGGGAGUGUGGCUGCGCUUAUGCGGGAUUGGUGGGAGAGUGAUCGUGUCGCGUUCUGGCUGUUUGUCCCGUAUGCGGGAUGGUUGGGAUAUGCGACGUAUUUGAAUUUUGGGGUUGGCAUGCUGAAUGGGUGGACGGUUCCUGAGGUUGAGGGGAAGGGGAAGGAGAGGGAGGAGUGA
Aspergillus puulaauensis is the source of this 543-nucleotide messenger RNA. Its product is annotated as TspO/MBR family protein. The record is from RefSeq and is a predicted model, not a curated record. Lineage: Eukaryota; Fungi; Ascomycota; Eurotiomycetes; Eurotiales; Aspergillaceae. The transcript is spliced from 2 exons. Gene Ontology annotation, cellular component: mitochondrial outer membrane. The coding region runs from base 1 to 543 and encodes 180 amino acids.